CUCACUUGAUAGUCACAAUACAUUCAGUCGAUCAGAAGCGAAACGGCACUCAGAUUGUGUGUGAUAUAAAAAACCACCGACAAAAAACAAAAAAAAUGUCAUACUCCUGGGAUAACCGUGUAGACUUUGUUGUACGGUAUAUGUAUGAUAUCGACAACAAUGGCUAUCUGGAUCAAAAUGACUUCCAGUGCAUGGCUGUACGAGCAUGCGUUGUGGAGGGCAAAGGCGACUGCAGUGCUGCCCGCAUUGAAGAAUAUCAAAAACUUAUGAAGAACUUGUGGGAUGAAAUCUCAGAAAUUGCUGAUGAUGACAAAGACGGUAAAAUUUCAAAUGCCGAAUUCAAAGAAGCCGUACGAAAAACUUGCGUUGGCAAGAAAUACGACGAAUUCCCCCAGGCAAUGAGGGCAUUUAUUGAAGCCAAUUUCAAAAUCCUAGACAUCAAUAGUGACGGUAUUGUGGGUGUUGAGGAAUACCGUUAUAACUGCAUUACCAGAAUAGCUAUCGAUGAUGUUGCACCAAUCGAUAAAGCAUUCGAGACUCUAUUAAAUGACGACGACAGAAAACGCGGUGGUCUGUCAUUGGAUCGUUACAAGGAACUGUAUGCUCAAUUUUUGGGCAACACUGCCGACGACCAUCCAGCUGUCAACUUGUUCGGGCCUUUAUAAAUACACAAAUAAAAAAACAAGCAAAAUUUUUAACUAAAUAAAAUAAAUAUAUAUUUUUUUGAUUGUCUUCGCUGUUGUUCAACUAUUGUCAUUUAAGUGUCAUUCAUAAUCACUUUUACAUUAUAUCUAAUUAAUUAACUAUGGCAAAAAAGUGAAUUUACGUUAUGUACCCACGCACACCGAAAAGUAUGUAGAAUCGUUAAAAAACAUAAAAACAAUACAAUAUACAUAUAUACAUAGAUAAUUGUUAAUGGAAAGCAAUAAAAAGCAAAAUCUACCUUUUUUUGCUCUCCCACAAAAUGAAAAAACAAAAAAACAAUCUUGACAUAUGUCUCUCUCUCUUAAUCUUAAAAAAAAAAA
Messenger RNA from Bactrocera tryoni, 1025 nucleotides. RefSeq names its product sarcoplasmic calcium-binding protein, alpha-B and -A chains (gene Scp1). The record is from RefSeq and is a predicted model, not a curated record. Bases 96 to 665 code for a protein of 189 amino acids. Lineage: Eukaryota; Metazoa; Arthropoda; Insecta; Diptera; Tephritidae. The transcript is spliced from 6 exons. Gene Ontology annotation, molecular function: calcium ion binding.